AUGCAGUACUUUAAAAUGGUAAGUUCAAGAAGAUCACCCACAUGAAUUGAAUUUCAAAGCUUGAUGUGUGAAGGAAAUGGUUCUAAAAUCUUGGUUCUCAACGUCUACGAACUUUUUAAAGUGGCAAAAUGAAAGAAGUUUGGAAAUUGCGCUCUACAGCUUUCCGCAUAAAUUCAGCGCUGAAUAUGACUGGCUUUUCACGUGGAAUUGCGGUAGAGCGAGAUUGUCAGAAUAGUGAGGUGUGGAUAAAUCGCUGAAAAUUUUCUGCAUAGCUGCUCAUAAACAGUUGAAUUUUACUCCGAUCUGAGUUAUGGUCGGUCAAUACGCCAAACACAUCACCUCUUGUUUUUAUUAUUCUUUUUACGGGUCAAAUGAGCGCCAGACUCACAUCCGAACUCUUUUCAACACAUUACUCUCGCCUGACUGAUAAUAACCGUGUUCCGUUCCUCUCCCUCUCUCUCUCUCUCUCGCAAUUACCCUCUCUUUUUUCAGCCCCUGCUCUUCUGCUUCCUGUUAUUCAUCGUCGUCAUUCUUCCAUCGCAGACCGCGGCGCAAGACCAAAAUGAGGAAUCCUUCUUCCGGCUCCGUGAGUUUUCUCAAUACUACUUUUUCUCCUUCAAUUGUAAACACACCGGGUCGUCGACUCGGGCCGAUACCGACAGCGCCAAGGCAUGUGAUUGUUGCAGAAAAGUCCGGUCGUCCAGUGAUGAAGGCGUUCAUGAACCGUUUCCCGUAUCACAACCCAAUGUUCACACUUCGCGAGCAAGGAGGUCGCCAACAUCCGUUUUCUGGUUUUUGA
Molecule: messenger RNA, 799 nt
Organism: Caenorhabditis sp. 36 PRJEB53466
Lineage: Eukaryota; Metazoa; Nematoda; Chromadorea; Rhabditida; Rhabditidae
Source: the annotation of a GenBank genome assembly